Molecule: messenger RNA, 8432 nt
Organism: Dreissena polymorpha
Lineage: Eukaryota; Metazoa; Mollusca; Bivalvia; Myida; Dreissenidae
Exons: 5
Coding region: 179-6898 (2239 amino acids)
Source: RefSeq, a predicted model, not a curated record
GAGAAGGAUUCGUCGACCAUUUUGAAAAUUUAUAUUUUCUUAUACAAACGCAUUGUUUUAUGUGUUAAUAAAACACAGAAGAACAUUUUAACAGUGAAGAUUUGAAGAACACUUAUGUGAAAAUGAUUGCAAAUAUGCUGGUCAGCGAUAGCUAGGUUUUUUAUUACAGAACGCCAAAAUGACUGAGGAAAUUAUAUAUCAGCGAAAGGAAACAAAUAAGCAAGAUGCGUACCAAAGAUAUCAACACAUGGAAGACACACUGAGGGGUACAGAGGAGCAAAACUGGCUAAAAUGUAUGAUAGCGACUUAUAAAUCCAAAGAUGUUCUGGCGAGCUUUGCUAAAUAUGCAUUUGACGAAUUUUACAAACAAAUACGAAGAAUGUGUGUCAAAAAAGGCAUAACAGACGAAACGACGUGCAAUAUUUGCAACGUGGAUAAAUUAUUUCCUGUAGGGCAGUCAUCAUGCAAACUCUGUUUAGAAACACGUGACUUGAUUUGGAAAUAUCACCGGCACAAGAGACAUCACUUCGAAGGACCGUCAUGGAACAUUACAGACUCUACGAAAUGGUGCACUGACACAUGGCAGUUGGCCAAGUGCUACAUGCCUCUCAAAGGCUACGAAGAUGCACAAAGUGCCAAAACCACGGUCUUCAAUGGUAUCAUUGGUGUCAUAUACAACUGUACUUGGAUGCAGAAGUAUUUUGCAGCAAACCUUGGACAAGAUCAAAAUAUAUGCACUGAGGCCAGGAAUGAGGUUAACAGACUACGACAUCUACAUGAAAUGAAAAUGUCUAAUACUGAUAUGAACAACGUCUUUAAAUGCCUUCAGAAUAUUCUGAAUGAUCAAAAAUGUCUCAGAAGUUUUGUUUCUUCUGAAGACACAAGAAAAUUUGUACACCAGCUGAAGACAGACAUACUUCAGUUGGCAAGCGCAACAUUGAUCGAAACAAUCGAAAACAUGCACGCAGCUUUAACUAGUGAAAAUGGCAGUAUUACAAGUGGACAACUUACUGACAUUUUAAAAAAACUGUACGAGGACAGGCAAAAAGUGUUGCAAAUGUUGUUGAUUGAAACGUAUCGCAGAAAGUACUGCGCGGUUUCAAUAAACAUGCUACAUGAAGGUAUAGAUCGCAGCCUCACCGAUGUGCAUGUCCAUCCCAAAGUAUUCGAACUGAAACGGCAGUAUCCACGGGAACAAACUGACGGUCAAAAAGGCACACUUAAAGGACAAUACUCCGUCUUAAAUUAUCGCGACAUAUUCACUAAAGAAGGUACUCCUUCCCAGCAUAUUUAUUUGCAGGGCGAACCUGGUACAGGAAAAUCCACAUUUUGUACACAGCUGCUAAGUGACUGGUGCGCCGCACAUAGUCCAGUGUAUCCAGACAACAAGCAGAGUAAUGAAUCCAUUACAGAGGUUCAAGGAACCGUAAACAAACAGCCAUUUUCCGAUUUAAACAUUCUUAGAAAGUAUAGGUUUCUGUUUUAUGUGUCAUUACGUGAUAUGAGGGGUAGCGAGUGCAAUAUAUCACGAAUGAUAACAAACCAGCUAGGAGUUACAUUGGAUCAACACUUUAGGCAGGACGAGUGUCUCAUAGUCAGCGAUGCUGCAGAUGAAUGGACACAUCCACCACCAGGUAGCGCUUCAUGUCAAUGUACGAACAAUAGGGAGUUUCCUUCAGAAAACGUGGUCGGAAAAAUUACAUUUUUUACAACAUGCCGUCCUUGGAAAUUGGCAAAUGUGCGAAUAAGUGACACAUCGACUCGAACAUUCGAAAUUGCCGGUGUAUUAGACACCACAUUGUUAAUUGAAAAGGUUUUUCGUGUAUGUGGACGCACGAAGACAGAUGAAAUUCGAUUUGUUGAUUGCAUUUCAGAAAGGAAUUUCACUCAGCUCGUUGAAAUACCCGUGAUUUUAAUGCAACUUAUUAUUCAGUGGAUCUCUGGUUACACACUGUCAGAUUCCAGAUGUGCCAUUUAUGUUAACCUCAUUGAUAUGCACUUAGGAAGGGCACUAAAGAAACACAAUCUGCAAUCAUUUGACAGAGAAAAGAGUGUUUGUUUACCUCUGCCAGAUCCAAUGCAAGACGAAAAAAAUGUACACAUCAAGGCGAACGUUGCCACAGUGACAGCCCUCAGUAAACUAGCGUUUUAUACGCUGUUCGGUAUAAAUAAGAGUCAGGCGAUUGUUUUUCCGGAGAAUUCAGUUAUUCAGCAUAUAGGCGAAGGCUAUUUGGAAUCGUUUCUGCACACGGGAAUUUUAACUGAAAGAAAAUCACUUGCACUAAAUCCACCUACUUGGCGCUCUUUUUCAUUUCAGCACAAAACGGUUCAAGAAUUUCUGGCCUCAGUUUAUUUAUUCAUGGAAUCACACUCAAAGGAUUUAAAUAACUCUUUGGACAAAAUGCUAGCCAUUAUAAAAGAAACAUACGGUAGCAAAGAUAAUGUACUAGGACUUGAACAAAUAUUUCUUUUUACAUGUGGCCUCUUUCCAAAAGCAGCAGAAUAUUUGUCUCAACAUAUCAUAGAUAUUACAGCACAGCAUUUAAUGGAGGAAUACGAGCAAAGUUUAAAAACGUGUGAUCAUGUAUUUAGGGACCUCACAAUGUUUUCUCCAAUAAAAAUUGCUAAUCGUCUGAUACUUGAUGGGUUUUAUGAAGGAAAAACUAACAAAAAUGAUGAUCUUCAACUUAAAUGCACCCAUCUUUUAAAUGAUUCAUCGAAAUCAUUUCGAUCCGCGGAAGAACAAUUGAUUGAAAAAAACAAAAGCAAUAUUGUCGCAUUUUCUAACGCGGAUAGGCUGCCGGACGUGCUUCUUAACAAGGUUUUUAAAUGUUCAGGUGAUAAUCUCACAUAUUUAGACAUUAAUGGUUUUUCCUCACAUAAGGAAUUCGACUUUUCAAAUCUAAUAAAUCUUCAGUUUAUGUAUGUCGGUUUUGGAAUUGUUGUUACAAAUAUUGGUGCAAGAAAUUUAAAAGGUUUCUUUUUAAGCAAUGUUCCGGAUAAAACGGAAGAAUGUAUUUUGAAAACAGCUCAACGGUAUUGGAAAAACAGUUUAAAAUAUAUGUUUAUGUCAGGCUGUAGAAAUGUCAUUUUAUUAGAAGAAACAGUUCGAGAAAUGAAAAGCCUUUUGAUUUUACGGGUUAAAGGAAAUUCCCAUAUGCAGCGAAGAACAGACACCGAUGAGCAUGCUCAUAAAUUAAAUAGCACAAAAAUGGAUACCCAAAAAAUGGAAGUAUGCUCUCUUGAACAGGCGGGUGGUUUGGUAGAAACAACUUUCUUGCGCUCUAUACUAAACACUGUAAACAACAUAUCGCACUUCUCAAUUGAUGGGUACGAAUCUACAGAACUUUUAUUGCGAGCACUUGUUGAACUAUCGAAGGUGAAAACGCUUUGCAUAAAAAACACAAAAAGAGCACUAACGAAUAUUGAUACAGACGUAUCAUUAACAAUGAACGCAGGACAUCUGCGUGCAUGUACUCUUGAAAAUGUGGAACAAGUCAUUGAAAAAACUGUUCUGAAUGCUUUGUCAACCACUGGACAUCGAAUUAAAUUUUUGAGAAUAGUUGGCUAUGGAAACCAUAAUUUAAUUCCCGCUGUACUGCCACAUCUUUCCAGCUUAAUCGUCUUAGAAAUUUCAUUCAUAUCAUGUUUUGAUGAUACCAGACGCAUGCCUUCGUCAGGCCAGGAAAAUGAACGAUGUUUAAGCAUAUGUUUACAAUAUUGUUAUUCAUUCCGUUUCUUGCGUCAAAUGUUGUCAGUAUUGUCUAUUCCCAUCAGGUUGACAUUGGCACAGCAACGUCGUUUUAAAGAUAAGCAAUCAACGGCUGGAUCUUCAAAUACUAGUAAUAUACAAACUACAGUCAAUAUUAUAGAAUGCAGGCUGGAAAACGUGCUACCACUUCUAGCAAAUGUUAUUCUAGCAUGUUUAUCGAAAAAUGGGAAUGAAUUAACGUCCAUUGAACUCAUAGGGUAUUUUCCAUAUCAACAACUACUUAAAACACUUCCUUGCCUGUCGAACCUUGAGAAACUUAUCUUAACCAAUGCGGUAAUUGAACUUCAGAUAGAACAAUCAGUACGGUUAAUGGACACGAGUAAACUUAUUCAAUGUAAGCUGCUACAUUCUGAAGUUGCAUUAACGCAAUAUUUCCUAGAAUCAUUUGGAGAAAAUAACACAACUUUACAAGUACUAGAACUAUCAAAUUGCAAUUUAGACAGUAUUUUGAAAAUCUGUCCUCGUUUGUUGAAUCUACACAAACUUAUAAUGAAACACUGCUCUACAAAUGUUUUUGAAAGCAAAAGAUCUAGUGCUGCACAUACGCAUAUAGAGCCAAUAAUAUCCACCAAACUAGAGAAAUGUAAACUCAUACAAGUUGACAAAUCUGUAGAAGCAUAUAUUCUGCAAGCUCUUCCAAAGGCUUCUGAAAGUUUACAAUGUCUUAAAAUUGAUGGAUGUCAAUGUCCCGAUAUUUUGUUGACAACACUUCCCAGCCUCGUGAACUUGAAUCAUGUGGAGGUUGUUCACAGUUUAUUUGAUAAUCAAAUUGUAUUUACUGGAAAAAGAUCACAAUUUAGCUUAUGUCUAAGAGAUAUACGUGCCUCACCUACCCUUUUGUGUAAAGCACUUUCAAAACUGUCACGUCUCAGAAAUAUUGAAAUCGAAAACUUUUCGAUUUCUCACUCUGAAAAAGAGAAAUAUGGAUUAAAAUCAUUACCUUGUGUCGACAUGAGCUACCUUGAAGAUUGUUUGCUAAAUAAUGUUGAAAGUUGUAUAGUAAAAAUGAUUCUAGAAUCGUUGUUCAAAACUGGAUACAGCCUGAAACGCUUUCAAAUAAUUGGUUGUACAUAUGAAGAUUUGCUGCUUAUGGUCAUUCCGAAAUGCCCUCGUUUAAUAUUUGUAGAUGCGAGUAACCUAGAUGAUGCUGAGAUUUAUUAUGCGGAUAAUUGGAAAGAAAAGAAUUUACUCAGCCUGAGACUUUGGAAUUUCGAAACACCUGAAAGUAUAUUGACAUUGCUAAGAGAAAUGCCCAAUGUUAAAAGACUUCGAAUAGAAAAUGAAUAUGAGUGUGCGUCCAAGCGUACAUUAAGACAAUGUCAUGCAGAUGCAAGCUUACCAAAUGUACAAACAACCGCUCUUGAGGAAUGCACUCUGAUUAAUGUUGAUGCUAUUUUAGAAAGAACAAUCCUGAACUCACUAUUAGACACUGAUAACAAGUUGAAGCGCCUUACCGUUAUUGGUUGUAGAAACGAAAUUCGUGUGCUAAAAGCUAUAUUGAACAAUUCGCAUGUGUUAUAUCUGAAUGUUGAUUACACAAAUCUUGAAACUGUGGAAACGUGGACCGAAAAUGCAUGUUUUAGAAUACGUCUAAAAAAUUAUUCUGCAAUUGAAAUUCUUUUCAUGAAGUUGUCACAACUUUCUAAUCUCCAGGUACUAAAUAUUGAAAACGAUGCGGAACUUAAUGAAAAUCAAACCAUGCGAAUACUACCAUAUGUAGACACAAGUAAACUCAUGCAGUGUAGACUUGUAAACGUUGAUCACAUAGUAGAAAAAACUGUUCUACAACCAUUAUUAAACAAAACAAGUGGCUUAUAUACCUUGUCUUUAAUUAGGUACAAGUCUUGGCAACUGGUAUUACAAACGCUUCGCCAUCAUUUUUCGAAUCUCCAUACACUUCACUUAGAAAGUAAUCCGAAAUGUUUAAGCGAACAAACAGAAACAUACUCAAAUGAAAUAGAUCAACUGCCAGUAAACAAUAAAAAGCUGAAUAUUGAUCGUUGCUGUCUUGUGAAUGUGGACCAUGUGCUCGAAGUGUAUAUUUUAAAGUCACUGUUAAACUGUAAGAAAUCUGAACUGUCAGAGUUCACAUUCAUCGGGUGUAAAGCAGAAAAGCUGUUAUUAGCCACAUUGAUUCAUGCACAGCCGAAUAAUUUAAUAGACAUCGACUGUUCAGACAUGAAUAAUGCGAACAAACGCGGCUGUGAAGGACACAGAGGCAAAAGAGUUUCCGUAAGGAACUGUCAAUUGACAAAUUAUAUACUGAAAGCGUUGCCUUUACUAUCGAAUCAGACUAAUGUACUUUGGCUUGAAAAUGUUCCGAAAAAUCCUUUACAAACAGUAAAUAUACCGGAAAUUAGCACCGGCUCUCUAUGGGAUUGCAGACUCGUUAAUGUGAAUCGUAGUAUAACAGAAGUUGUCUGCAAUGCUCUGGUAAAUACUGGACACAUGUUGGAGUGCUUUGUUAUAACUGGGCCGUUUUGCAAUAACUAUGCACUAAACCACGUACCUCGACCAUGGUACAUUGUCAUGAUGUAUAAAAAAGAUAAAUAUGAUAGCUCAUCGUUCUACCGAGUCCAAUACGGAAAUCAACAAAAUAAAACUUCCAGAAAAUUGGUGCGAGAAGUAAUAAAUAUAAACCAUUUAAAUUCAGUGCUUGAUGUGACUGCAUGCAGGAAACACGCAAUCCGUAUUAAUGAAAAGGUGAGCACACCUCGUCAUUUUGAGUCGAGCCAUUCUAAUUUGAGAGGACCAAUACCGCAUUACAUUAUAAGAUUGUUAUACGUUCAUGACUGUUGUAUGUUAAAUCCUAUUUUAAAUGGACAAAAUCACUUUACGGCUCUGACAAAUGUGAUGUUCGAGAAUACGGACAUUGGGGACAUGUUUACCCAACUUCCUCAGUUUAUAAAUAGAUUGAUUAUACAAAAUUGUGUUUUAUCAGCAAACUCAUUGAAGCAAAUAAUUAAGUGUGCAUGUACAUUGAAACACAAUGUUAACUGUGAAUUCAUCGGAUGUAUAUUCACACCUGCAUCAGAACUUAUGGCAGUCGUGCUAUGGGUAAGAACAGUACCAGGAGGUAGUGUGAAACGUAAACGAUCGGGUUUGCAUUUAACGUACAAACAAUAAAUGCGUUAAUUCGUAUCGUUAAGGGUUGUUAUUUAUAUACAACGAUUAUACUGUAUCACACAAUGAUAUCCUUUAUGAUGGACUAUGUUAUUAAAGGAAUUGCAUUAUUUUUAAUCCAUAAAACAUGUUCAAAUACACAGACAGAAAACACUCUUGAAACGUAUGUUUGCUGUCGGUUGAAAGGUCAUUGAUAAGAGUUUGAAGCGUCUAUAAACGAUCUUAUUAGUGUGUUAAGACAAUCAGACUACAGUAAACGUUGAUAAAUCAAAAACUAUAAUAAAAGUUCAGAAGUAGCAACAGAAAAUUAAAGAAAGAUUGCUUUAUCCAAUUUCAAAUAAUUAUCUGUUGUAGAGCAGAAAACGCCUUCAUGUAUUCAAGAAAGUGUACUAUGUUAUGAAAGCACCAUUUAUUUGUGCAGAUUCUUUCAUGCGACACAUAUAAUAGUACAGAAAACGUGUCGGGAUCGGCGUUAAUUUGCUCGUUAUCAAUUUCACUGAAGUAAAAGAUAGAUGAUAAAUGGCACCAUAUAAAGAUUGUAUUUUUAUUAUGUCCCCCACCACUAUAGUGGGGUACAUAUUGUUUUUGCCAUGUCUGUUGGUUUGUUUGUUUGUUUGUGUUUUUGUUUGUUUGUUUGCCCCAACUUUAACAUUUGCAAUAACUUUUGCAAUAUUGAAGAUAGCAACUUGAUAUAUAGCAUGCAUGUGUAUCUCAUGGAGCUGCACAUUUUGAGUGGUGAAAGGUCAAGGUCAUCCUUCAAGGUCAAAGCGGCGCAAAAGGGGACAUAGUGUUUAUGACAAACGCAUAUCUUGCUUUUAUAACAUGUUUCGGUACUAUUCAUAUGGUUAAUGAUUGCAAGAAUAAAAUGUUGAUAUUAAAUCGUAUAUACUUGAAAGGUUUGCUGAAUAUCUAUUAUUGCAGAUGUAAUUGUAAAACGCCAAACGUGUUAUUUAUUCGAACGGUGAUAAAUAUUCUGAUGAUUCUUGAAUUAUAAACGUUCAUAGAUUCCGGUGUUUAAUUUAAUUUCCAAAUUUAAGGUAAUUAUAAAUGUUUAAAAUUGGAAAGUUUAUAAUGGACAAGCGAUGAGAUUAUUUAAAUAUAUGCUUCGUGCGCUGUCACUAAUAGUUUCGAGAAUAUCAGAAAUUAACAGCCCUGUUAUCGCUUAUUAUGCAAAAUACUAUUGAAAAAGAAGUUUCAAUUCUAUCAGUGAAAUGCAUUCGUACGUAUCGGAAAAUUUAUGUGGUUGCCUCAACACUUAACAAGCAAAAAUAUGCGAGUGCAGUUAUGCACAUAAAUAAUACUGUUUGAUUGCAACACAUUGCUGCGUUUGAAAAGUAUUGCACUAUAUUGUAAACAAUAUAUUAUUAUUCUCUCCUCUACAUGGCUUGCUUUGUGCUGUAAUUUAGCAGUGUUGUAUUGUGUGUUUUAAUAUUUUGUUCUUAAAAACAUUUGCUUUGAAGCUGUAUUUUUUAUAUGCUGUAUAUAAAUAUAGAAUCAAAGACGGAUUUAGAGUUCAAAAUAAUGUGUAUAAUCGUAU